UGACACAUUGCGCCCUUCCCGGUUCAGAAACCCGGGCUCAGGGCGGCUAACAACAAAUUUAAAACACAUAAUUGUAAUACAACAUACAAGCAGCAUAAAAUACAGUGUAAAAGCAUGAAUAACAAUAAAAUUCAAGUUCAAGAGUCAAUUUGGAGAAAAUCCAUCCAAUAAACAUUAGAUAGUCACCUGGGCGAGCUGGCUAAAUUAGACCUACUUGGGCCAGCGAGGAGGCCAGGGGAGAAUUAGCUGUGGGGUCCCAGAGCGGGUAAUCUUCAUAAAAGGGGGGGGGGAAGAGAAGGGAAAUAAAAGAUCAGUCUGAGUUCAAAUUAAAGGCCAGGCGGAAUAGCUCUGUUUUACAGACCCGGCGGAAGGAGGUUAAAUCCUGCAGGGCCCUAGUCUCAUGGGACAGAGCAUUCCACCAGGUGGGAGCCAUCACUGAAAAGGCCCUGGCCUUGAUGGAGGAUAGUCUGACUUCCUUAGGGCCUGGGACCUCUAAACUAUGGUUAUUCAUGGACUUUAAGGUCCUCUGCGGGGCAUACCAUAUUUUAUUAUCAAAAUAAUAAAUAAAAAAAUGCUUUUGGCACACAAACCCUGUGGCAACCAGACAUUCUGUCUUGGUGCUCACAACCUAGUUCCCAGAAGCUGUUUGGCUCCUAGCUUUUUCUAUCCCAGUUUCUAACACUGGUGGGCACCCAAAGAAGCUGAAUGUUGGAAGAUUCAGGACAGACGCAAGAAAGCUGGCAGAACAGAGCUAAACGAUGGAACUUGCUCCCCCAGGAGACAGUGAUGAGCACCAACAUGGAUGACUUUAAAAGAGGAUUUGGAAAAUUCAUGGAGGGGGGAGAGGGUUAUUGAGGCUCUGCUCUGCCUCCCCAGCUGGAAGCAGCAAUGCUUCUGGAUCCCAGUCGCUGGAAACCACUGGAGGGGAGAAUGUUGCUCAUGUGCUCAGGUCUUGCUUGUCCGUUUGUCCCACAGGAUGAGCCAUGCUCUCCUGAGGUGAUGUGCGCAAUUGAAUGGCAAACGUCAUGGCUGGUUUGGUGGGUUUUGACAGAGGGCGCUGGGGUGGGGGGACGGAUUCCUGGCAGAGCACAUGUAAAGGUUUGCACAAUUUGCAAGAAACCACAUAGGGGCAUCAUCAGCUGGAAUCUUACGAAUGAGUGUUUUGAUGGCCCCACACUCUUUAUUUCUAUAGCAUUGAAACCCACAAGUUGAUAUGACUGUUGUUGUUAUUAAAAAUUUCUAUGCAGCCAUACCUCGGUUUGAGUACUUUCAGUUUAAGUACUCUGCGGACCCGUCUGGAAUGGAUUAAUCCACUUUCCAUUACUUUCAAUGGGAAAGUUCGCUUCAGGUUAAGUACGCUUCAGGUUAAGUACGGACUUCCAGAAACAAUUACACUCAUACUUCAGGUUAAGUACGCUUCAGGUUGAGUACUCCGCGGACCCGUCUGGAACGGAUUAAUCCACUUUCCAUUACUUUCAAUGGGAAAGUUCGUUUCAGGUUAAGUACGCUUCAGUUUAAGUACAGACUUCCGGAACCAAUUGUGUACUUAAACCGAGGUACCACUGUACUGCCCUUCAUUUGAGGACCACAGGGCUGUUUACAAUAGAAAAACCGCAAAAUAUAUAAUAUAGGAACAAACAAAAUACAAUUACCCACCACCGCCAGGCACAGUUUAAAAGGCGGCAGAUUGUUCAGUUAGCCAAAGACCUGAUAGAUGAGAUGGAAAGGAAAUAUACCUUCCUUGGAUGUCAAAGUAUGAGACUGGCUCAGCAAUUUGAGUCGUCAGCCUGGUGUAAGGCCGGGUGAUUCCUGGACUGGAAAACCCCCUGAUUCCUGCCCCUGAGGAUUUCAGCAUGGCCUCAUGACUGGUGCUUUCAGAUCUCCUAAAGUAACUCCUUCCAGGGCUGGGUCGAACUGAUGGAAGCGUUUGGGCUUUCCGCCCUUCCUGUGUGCUUCCUGUUCAACUGCGCUGUGGUUAGAUAGGGACUUUAUGGAGGAAUUGGUGCAUUUUCCUCCAGAAGGUGGUUGCAAUUCCCAGAAAAUAAGGUGCCGCGGUGGCAUUUUCCCGUUCCUGAAAAAGAAAUUUCUUGGGGAGGCUGGCCUGCGACUCUGUGUGUAUUUCUGGGGUUCGUGUUUGUGAGUACACAACCGAGCUGAUUCACAAAGGAACUGGCAUGGGAGCGAUUUAUCUGACCCAGGAUUUUUGCAGAAAAGAAUGCUGUCUAAUGUUAAAUGGAAAUUGUUUAGAGGGCAGUUAUUACACAUGAAUGAAACACCAUGAAAGGAUGGCAAUGGCCUUUGUUUCAGCCUGACUUGCUCACAAAUGUUCUUUGGGCCCCUUCCCAAGAGUCGUGUUCUAAUUAAUAUUUGAAGCUAAUUUUAGUUCAGUUUUAAUUCUGGAAGAGAAAUUGGGCCAUGAAACUUUUUUCCUUUUUCCUUUUUUUUCGAGUGGAUGGAAGAGAACAACUUGCUUAUAAAACAUCUUGUACGGAGAUGGCCGUAGAACUAAUUACUGAAUUUUUAAAGUCCUUUAUCACCCCCACCCAAAGGCUAGGCUGCUGUAUUUCACAAGCACAAUAAAUAGAAUAGCAGUUAGAGUGUGACUGGUCACACGCCGCUCAGCUUGUGGUUAGAGCAUCAGUCGUGGUUAGAGCAUCAAUCCAGCUCUAGGGAGAGCCAGGUUCUGCAACACAAUUCCUGAUGACCUUGGGCCUGUCUCCGUCUCUCGGCCUAGCCUACCUCUCAGGAUUUUUGUAAGGAUUGGAAGAGGGAGCAGGGGAGAACUCUGGUAGGCUGCCUUGAGCUCUGCGUCAGAAAGGCAUAAUAAUAAUAAUAAUAAUAAUAAUAAUAAUAAUAAUAAUAAUAAUAAAUUUAUUAUUUAUACCUCGCCCCAUCUGGAUGGGUUUCCCCAGCCACUCUGGGCGGCUCCCAACAGAAUAUUAAAAACAGAAUAAAACAUCAAACAUUAAAAACUUCCCUAAGCAGGGCUGCCUUCAGAUGUCUUCAGUCAGAUAGUUGUUUAUUUCCUUGACAUCUGAUAGGAGGGUGUUCCACAGGGAAGGUGCCACCACCGAGAAGGCCCUCUACCUGGUUCCCUGUAACCUCACUUCUUGCAGGGAGGGAACCGUCUGAAAGCCCUUGGUGCUGGACCUCAGUGUCCGGGCUGAACAAUGGGGGCGGAGACGCUCCUUCAGGUAUACUGGGCCGAGGCCGUUUAGGGCUCUAAAGGUCAGCACCAACACUUUGAAUUGUGCUCGGAACUGCCAAUGACAUGGCUCCCAAAAUGCUUCAGGAGCAAAUCUCACCUUCUCAAGCGAGCCUCCUCCCAAGUAUACAUGUAAUCACCGUUCUCUGCUACUUGUUUAAAAAAGCAAUGUUCUCUUUGAUCGUGCUAACAGCAUACAGGGCUAGAUUGAGAACUGAAACUUGUGUUUUCACUCACUUCAUUCCAGGAUCCUCAUUGCAAGCAGCGCCAGCCUCUGAGCUCAUCCCCAUUUAACUGCACAUGAAAGCUUGGAAUCCCGUUUGCUCCCCACCCUCCCGCCUGGGACAUAACUGUGGGAAACGAGCUAUUUUUAGUACGGCCUUUUCCACCGCAGAAAUCUGCAGCAACCUUGAUUUCAGAAGGUGGCAGCAAUGCCGCCCCUGAGACACUCCACUUAGUCACGGUGCAGACUAAGUAAUUCUAAACAGUCCUGGCAGCUUUUCUCGUGGGACGACAGUCAUUCGGGCUCUAGGCGCAGUUCAGCUCCCGGAGCUUUUAAGUCACACUUUGGACGUGUUUUUAAUCUUCUGUGUUUUGUGGCCUCGCCAGCGCUUUAUUCCAUUGCUUUGUUUUCUCUAUGCAUCUCGGGUAUCUGCAGGUCUGCCAGGCCACCAAACCUUGUCCUUCCGAAUUACUGUAAUGGCCCAAAUAUAAGCCACACGUAAAUAUAAGCCACACCUUUAAAAUUCAUUUGGGGGGGGGAGAAAAAAGACAAUACCGAACAUAAGCUGCUCUCUUAAAAUUCUGCAGGCACUCGCACCCAUUCCGUUUUACCGUAUGUCUGUUUCAGCAGCGAUAUCGUAAAAGCCAAUUUGUGUAAGGCCGUGAAUUUAAGCAGCAGUUUAGCUUUUCAGGGUCGGAAUUUGGCCAGGGUGGGGAGUGAGGCUUAUUUUCAGGCCAAUACAGUACUUUGCUGUAGGUGAUGCAGCUGUCCUUGUAGAGCAGGCACCCCCAAACUGCGGCCCUCUAGCUGUUUUGGCCUACAACUCCCAUGAUCCCUAGCUAACAGGACCAGUGGUCAGGGAUGAUGGGAAUUGUAGUCCCAAAACAUCUGGAGGGCCGCAGUUUGGGGAUGCCUGUUGGAGAGGUUACAAGGAGAGGGGUUAAAAGCAGAGACAACCCAAGUUGGUAUGUUUCGGGUGUGGAACAGUAGGGAGAUUCCUGUAUUAGGACAGUUGGACACCAACUGUCAGGACAAGGUAAAAAAAUUCAUGUUUGUGGAAUCUUAAGAGUGCCCUAGAGUAUCCUUCAAGCACCUUCCCAAAAGUCACUUUGAAUUAGAGCUGCUACUUCCUCCUGCAAAGGUUAAGCACAGUGUAGCAAUCAGAAUUUUGGGAUGAAGCCUCCUCUGCUGAGAGCAAGUAGCGGGGACCUAAAUCUCCUUUGUCACUUUCGGAGGUGCUCUUCCCGUCUCUCUCACCGUCUUGAACAGAAUGGAACGAAGGGCCUUGCUCCAAAGGAAGCCUUUCAGUGCGGCUUGCUCACAUUUAUAACGCGGGAAGGAUGGCAGUUUAGAGAAACAGGAGUCAUCUUUUCUCGGUCUCCUAGCUGAACGACUUUCCAUCAGCAGGUCAGAAGCCCUCAAUCGACUGUAGGAACUCUGUGGCUGGGCUGGCAGGCUCCCAGCAGUCAUGCGUGGGCGCCAGGUUGGUGAAGGCCGUUCUAAGUUGCAUGCUAGGAAGCCAUCCUUACUGGAAAUUAACACCAACAUGUGGCAGCCGUCUCAGAUCCAGGGUAAAGAUUUGAUCAGCAAAAUUCUUGUUAACUUGGAAGCCUCCUAUUAUAUUUGAGAGCAUUAUCCCAGAAUGUUUGGGACUUGUAACCAGCCUGUUAGUUAUGGUGAAAUGGGCUUUGGGAAUGCAGGGCCAUGCUUCCUAAAUCCUGAGCGGCAUUUAGGUAGAAAAUCAUGGGGGUCACAGGGGUUAUCUAGUCCAACAUUGGGGCUCAAACCCACGACCCUGAGAUGAAGAAUAUCAUGCUCCGCCGACUGAGCUAUCUUCAAUCAAAUCGCCGGGUAUCAAGAGUGCCUGGGCAGGAAUAGCUAAAGUGAUUCCUGCUGAGAUUCCUGCGUUGCAAGGGGUUGGACUAAAUAAUAAUAAUAAUAAUAGUUGUUUAUUAUUUGUACCCCGCCUAUCUGGCUGAGUCUCCCCAGCCACUCUGGGCGGCUCCCAAUCGAAUAUUAAAACAAUACAGCAUUAAAUAUUAAGAACUUCCCUAAACAGGCUGCCUUCAAAUGGCCAUUGGAGUCCCUCUAGAAUUCUAGGAUUCUGUGAGUUUAAUUUGCAAGGGGAAUUCACAGCACAUAGUUAAACUGUGGAACUCGCUUCCACAGGAGGCAGUGGAGUUCUCCAGACAACUGGAGAAAUUCAUGGAGGAGGAGGAGGCAAUUGAUCACUACCAGCCAUGUCCUGACGCCACAACUGGAGAGGCAGUAAUUCUCAUGAAUAACAGCUUCUGGAAACCAUAGGAGAGGCGAGCUGCUCUUGUGCUCAGGUCUUGCUUGUGGGCUUGUCCCACAGGCAUCUGGUUGGCCACUGUGAGAAGAGGAGGCCGGACUAGAUGGGCCAUUGGCCGAUCCAACAGUCUCCUCUUAAGCCGUUAAUGCAGCUUCCUAUGUCCCUGUUUAAAUCAGCCCUCUACUCAAUGAGGACUAGAUUCCUACCUGGCUAUUGGCCUGAUGCGGCAGGCUCUUCUUAAAUUCUUACAAUACUCCAGCAACUGGAUUGCAUGUGGGUAAUCAGGGCUGCGGUUGUGCCAGCCGGGGAAAUGGCAUUGCGAAUGGGGAGUGCUCCUUUCAGGUGUUUGCUGCCUUAACACAAAUUGUAUUGUUAACCUCUCGGCCCAGCCUGGCGCCGUCUAGCUGUUCUGUAUUACAACUCCCUUUAGCCCCAGGCUGCACAGAUGGGAAUUGUCGUCCAGAGCAGCUGGCCAGCACCAGGUUGGCGAAGGCUCCAGGCAACGUAGUUUGUUUCCUGAAGAACCUCCAUUACUCUGGCUUUGACUUGGAGGCAGUUCUGGCGCAAAAUUGGGCCGUUGGGCCAUGUUCCUGGAAUUCUGGAACUUUUUUCUUUCUUUCUCCAGUCCAAAAGUGAUGUUCCCGUCCGGAUGAGUCUUGCCUGGGCAACAGCUGGAUUUGAUGAAACGGCAAAGGGCAGCACAUGGCUUUAAAUGGCUUCAGCUGGCCAUUUGCAGUAUCCAGUUGCAGCUGCCUCGUUUUUAUUUUUGCUCUGAAAUGCACAGAAAUAGGCGGAUAAAAAUGUACCCGUAACCAGCCGCUUAAUCCAGAAUGGCUGCAGUGGGGCGUGGCUAUUGCUGGCCAACACAGCUUCCCCCGCUUCGGCACCCCCAAAACACGAUUGUUGCGUGGUGCAGCACCCGCAAGGUGCGACGGGCCUCGCUGUGCCGAUCUUCAUCCUCAAAACAGGUUGCCUGUUGCUUUCCUUUUUAACGUUAGGACGGUUUGCUGAGUGGCGCGAUCAGAGCAUCUCUCAAGCUCUGGUGUCAAGAUGCGUGGGAUAGCGUUAGAACCCCGGCACAGCAGGAAUGACGAUCUAAAGCAGGCAUCCCCAAACUGCGGCCCUCCAGAUGUUUUGGCCUACAACUCCCAUGAUCCCUAGCUAAGAGGACCAGUGGUCAGGGAUGAUGGGAAUUGUAGUCCAAAACGUCUGGAGGGCCGAAGUGUGGGGGAUGCCUGAUCUAAAGGGCGGUCAUCCUGCUCUGGCUUCUUGGCCCGUCCACUUUAUGGCUUGAACUGGACAGCUUGAGAUUUUCUUUGCCAAUAAAACAGUCAAAGGACAUAGGAUGGCCUUCUCCGACCUGGCUCCCUCUAGGUCCUGCUAGGCAGGGAUGGUGGGAGUUGUAGUCCAACAACAGCUGGAGGGCCAAGUAUGGGAAACCCUGCUCUAUGUUUUUUUGGACUACAACUCCCAUCAUCCCUAGCAAGCUCGGCUGUAUUGUAUGAUACUGGGGGUUGUAAUGCAAAACACUUGGAGGUGGGGGCAGAAGGCUGGUUUGGGAGAACUGCCUGGAUCAUCCAGUUUUAUCACCCAUGAAUUCUUAAUAGGGAGCAAGCUCCCUUGCUUCAGAGGAAAUCGUAGAUAUGCUCAGGGGACCAUGCAGUAGGUCUUGAAGAGAAGCAGUGAGGCGCAGGCAGGCCUGGGAAGUAGGAACAGCUCCGUAUCCGCUGAGUGUCCCUGUUCCAUAUUCCCUCUGAGUGGAGCGCUGCAGGGAUGGCCCGAAAGCCAUGCCUUUGUACUUCCAAGCUGUUGCCCAAACCGUAAAGAAAUCCUCUGGGGACAAGCUUACAGCUGAGCCUGAUGGCAUGUAUCUUCUCAAUAGCCCUGCAUGGGUCUUAAAAUUAAUUUAGCAAUCCCCCAAGCGCCCUUGGCUUAAGCGUGGGAAUCUGCUCUGCGGCAGUCGAUGGGUAAAUGAGGCCUGUUGGUCCGAGCGAGAGAGCAGGGUGGCGUUCACUGAGCCUCCUGUCAGAGUGGGCGGGGCUCUUCCCAAAAGUAGGCGGGGUUUGACAGCAAGCCCCACCUACCUGGGUUGCAAUACAAGGGGAGCUGUGAGGAAUUUGGAAGCUUCCCCACCUCUUCAGAACUAUAGUGUGGCAUUUGCUAGCAAUGCAUAUCUCUUAGAGCAGGGGUGGCCAACUCCCAAGAGACUGUGAUCUACUCACAGAGUUAAAAACUGGCAACUGGGGGUUAAGGUCAAAGUUGAGAAUUUUUUAGGAAGGAGGAAGGUCCAUUUUGAGGGGGUUUGGAUCAAAGUUGUUGAGUUUUUUCAGGGACGAGGUAAAAUGUUGAGCUUUUUUAAGGGGAGCCACAGUUGUUCAGCUUCUUUGGAGGGAGCCAAUGAUCUACCAGUGAUCUACCACAGAUGUCCAGUGAUCUACCGGUAGAUCACGAUCUACCUGUUGGGCAUGCCUGUCUUAGAGUUUUAACUGAAAUUUGCUCCGUUGCUUCUGAAUGGGAGUCUUCUUCAAGCCGCACAACAUAGUUCAUGCAUAGACUGUAAAAUCUCUCUUCCAUGCUGUGUGUUCCCAGACCUCCCCCCACCCCGAAAGAUUCCAGGCUCCUUUUCCAUUGCUUGUCACCAGAUAUAUAUAUUAUUAUAAGCAGUGCCUUAACCCAGAUGGCUGACACCUGCUUCUGUGACAACUCACAGCAGAUGGAUGGAGCAGAUAAAUGGGGGAAGAACAGAAGGCCAAAGUAAAAAAAAACCACACACACACACACACACAACAAAGCAAGCCUAGUUUCUUGCACACCAGUUGCCUUGCCAUUUUCAAAGACCAGCAUGUUCUGAAAUGUGUGGAAAAUUCCCUACAUUGUAGAAAUGUCUCUGGACACUGAGGGCCUUCUCGGUAGUGGCACCCGCCCUGUGGAACACCCUCUCACCAGAUGUCAAAGAGAAAAGCAACUACCAGUCUUUUAGAAGACAUCUGAAGGCAGCUCUGUUAAGGGAAGCUUUUAAUGUUUAAUAGAUUAUUGUAUCUUAAUAUUCUGUUGGAAGCCGCCCAGAGUGGCUAGGGAAACCCAGCCAGAUGGGCGGGGAAUGAAUAAAAAAAAUGGUCGGCGUGGUUCAUCUGUUCUUAAGGUGUGGAAUUGAUUAUGGAAGGUCUGUGUCUGAAUCUUCUCUUGGACUGUGAGGCACAGUGGAUAACUUUGGGCCCUUAGUCUCUCUCACAUAGGCUGUCCUACCUUGCAGGAUCUUUGUGAGGUAUCGCACUAUCCGUGAAUGGUCACGCCGAGCUCUUCAGUGGAAGAGCAGGAGGCAAUGUAGCCAGCAGCCUCGUACCCAGCACUGUUUGGGAAUUCCCAGAAUUCAAAAAAUUAUGUGCAGUUUUGAAAUCGGGGGUUGAAAUCAGUGCAAGUUUUGAAAAGCUCAGUCCGCCCUCUUGAUUCAAAGCGGUCUCCAAACGUAGACGAAAACCUUGAACUUGAGAACCUCCGCGCAAAACUUGGUUAAGCUAAUUUACGAGAACAGGCAAACAACUUUCUGGAACUUGGUAGACUAGAAGAGAGUGCUUCGCGUUUGUUUUUAAACCCUCCAAAGAAUACUGAGGUUUAUAAAUGGAUAAUGUAAUUUGUUGGUUUCUAAGGUUGUGCAAGCCCAGGGCCCUGAUCCCAUUGCUGGCUGGGGCAGAUGGGAGUCUCAGCCCAAAGCCUUGGGAGAGCUGCCAGGUUGGCGAAGGCUGCUUGCUGUGCAGCACAAAGCGAAUAAAUAAGAGACAGAACAAGACAGCAGCAGGUAAAAACUCUUUGAACAGACAAUGGGGAGGUCUUUCCCAUUUCCUCCCUCCUUGCAGAGAAACAUUUGAGGUCAAUUUGGGAGAGAAAAAAUGGUUUCAGGACUUUUUCCUGUACCGUUUCAGACAUGCGGUUUAUAUAUUUAUGUAUGUUUUUGCUUGGUACAUUUAUUUUGUAUCUUAGACCUUAUAAUUCUCAUAACAAGCUGCUCUUGUGUGUGCCAAAGCCCAUUAUUGUUAACGCAGAGCCAGUGUACAGUCAUAGUACAUAGUACAAAUAGUACAUAGUACAUAGUACAAAUGUUUGUGUGCAUUCGCACUCACACACAGCCCUUGUUCUGGCCGGCUGAUGGAGUUGGCAAAAUGUUCACAGCUUGUUCUGCAUUACGUUUCAAGCAGCAGUCUCCGUGGCAGAGAUUCCACCUUCCGCCUCAUCCACAGAACGCCUGGCAUAGUGUCCCCUUUCAAGCGUGUCUUCCUGAAAGGCGAAAAGGUGGGUCGGGAUAAGAAGACCCAGGAGAAGGUGACAGAGAGGCGGCCGCUGCACACGGUCUCCGUCCCUUUGCCUGACCGGGUGGAUCCCGACAUCCUCUUGAACGACUACAUCGAAAAGGAAGUGAAGUAUUUAGGCCAAUUAGCAUCUGUCCCAGGGUACCUGAAUCCCUCCAGCCGAACGGAAGUGCUGCAUUUGAUAGACAAUGCAAAGAGGGCUCAUAAGCUUCCAGGGCAGCUGACGCAGGAACAUGACGCUGUGAUCAGCCUCUCCGCCUACAACGUCAAACUGGUGUGGCGGGAUGGCGAAGAUAUCAUACUCAGGGUCCCAAUCCAUGACAUUGCGUCGGUUUCCUACAUCCGCGACGACUCCUCGCACCUGGUGGUGUUGAAAACAGCUCAGGACCCCGGGAUUUCCCCCAACCAGAGUCUUUGUGCCGAAAGCUUGAAAGCUCUCACGUCAGGGUCUCUCUCGGAGAGCGGAGCGGUUCCUGUCGAAGCUUGUUGCCUGGUGGUCCUGGCUACGGAGAAUAAAGUAACCGCGGAGGAACUCUGCUCCCUUCUCAGCCAAGUCUUCCACAUUGUUUACACGGAGUCCACCAUAGACUUCCUCGACAGAGCAAUAUUCGACGGGGCCUCCACGCCAACCCGGCAUCUCUCCCUGCACAGCGAUGACUCUUCUACAAAAGUGGACGUUAAAGAUUCCUACGAAACGGAAGCAAGCACUUUUUCUUUCCCCGAGUCCUUGGAGACCGGUGGCAACUCCCCUUCUUCCUUCUCGGCACAGCCAUCUCCCCACGCCAAGGCGGCCAGCGAGAGCGAGCUGAGCACCACCGCAACAGAGCUCCUCCAGGACUACAUGAUGACGCUACGAACAAAACUCUCCUCUCAUGAGAUCCAGCAGUUUGCCAUGCUUUUGCACGAAUACCGCAAUGGGGCGUCCAUACACGAGUUCUGCGUCAGCCUGCGACAGCUCUAUGGGGAUAGCCGGAAAUUCCUUCUGCUAGGCCUUAGACCAUUCAUCCCUGAGAAGGACAGCCAAUACUUUGAGAACUUCCUGGAGACGAUUGGCGUGAAGGACGGGCGAGGCAUCAUCACCGACAGCUUUGGGAGGUACCGGCGGACGGUGAGCACGACCUCCAACUCAACCACCAACGGCAACGGAGCCGCGGGGAGCUCGGACGACCAGUCCGCACCCUCGGAGGGAGAUGAGUGGGACCGCAUGAUCUCAGACAUCAGCAAUGACAUCGAGGCUCUCGGCUGCAGCAUGGACCACGAUUCUUCGUGAAAGGAUCGGAGAGAGAGAGAGAGAGAAGAGGCAAUUCCCCCCACCAGGAAUACCCAGGCCCUGUUGCUCGCUAUAGCCGUGCACACUCUCUCCUCUCCCCUCCUGGGAAUCAUAGGAACUUUUUUUGGUUCCGGGCAAAGCGGAAAGGGAAGAUUUCCCUUACGACUUCCCUUCCUACCUUCCUUCAGGGGCCCUUGACCUUGUGGGCGACAGUCUCUUCUGUGAAGGAGCAAGCCAUGGAGAGGGUCUUGGCCGGAUCAGGCCCUAGCAGGAGGGAGAGCGUUUGCAG
Messenger RNA from Zootoca vivipara (common lizard), 11584 nucleotides. NCBI's taxonomy places the organism in Eukaryota, Metazoa, Chordata, Lepidosauria, Squamata, Lacertidae. The record is from RefSeq and is a predicted model, not a curated record.